AUGAUCACCCUUGAGCAAAUGAAUAUGCUACUGAAUCGCAUGAGAACCGACAUAGUAUCUGAGAUAACUAUAUCUAUAAAAAGGGAAGUUAACGCAGCUGUUAACUCUGCACUUGAAACUAUAAGGCAGGAGUUCACCGCAACCACAGACUUUCUAGCAGCUGAACAAAAAGACUUAAAAACCGAAAUAGAUUCAUCUAAGAAAGACAUAAAAGAGUUGGAGGCCAAGAAUUUUAAAUUGCAAAGUCUUGUCACAUCCUUAGAACGUCGUGUUGAAUCCGCAGAAAAGAUGUCGCGUAGCCUUAAUCUGGAAAUACAAGCUGUGCCUGAAAGGAAAGGUGAAAAUGUUGUAACUCACGUUAAAAAUCUUUGCAAGAAGGUAAACGUUCCUAUGACUGACUCAGAGAUUCAUGCCUGCCGAAGAGUGGCCAAGAUGGAUCAAUCUUCCUCUAGACCAAGGAACAUUCUCGUUACACUGUCAUCCAUGCGCCAUCGGGACAAUAUUAUCUCGGCUGUGAAACGAUACAACAAGGCCAACUCUACAAAUAAAUUAAACUCAUCUGACUUGGAAAUAACUGGUGAAGCCUGUCCUAUCUUUGUAACUGAGCACCUAUCUCCUGCAGUCAAAGAGAUCCAUGCUGCUGCACGAAAAAUUGCCAAAGAAAAAUCCUACAAGUUUGUAUGGGUGAAAUUUAACCGGGUAUUUAUGAGAAAAGACGAUAAAUCACCUUACUUGCGUAUUAAAAGCCUGGAGUGUCUAAACAAUCUGUCAUAA
Molecule: messenger RNA, 774 nt
Organism: Plutella xylostella (diamondback moth)
Lineage: Eukaryota; Metazoa; Arthropoda; Insecta; Lepidoptera; Plutellidae
Source: RefSeq, a predicted model, not a curated record